AUGUUUGUUACAGAGUAAACAGUUCCAUUAUUUCCACAACAAUUAAUACAAGAACGAUCUUUAUCUGAUGGAUCAAUAAAAAUCUUAAAAACAUCAACAGAUGAUUCAUUAUUAUUAAUAAAAACUUCAACAUUAAUCUCUAUUCCAUUAAAUUCUUCAAUAUCAUUAAAUGAUCCACGUUUAAAAACUUUUAAACAAACUCGAAAUAUUUUCUAUCACGAAUUGCAAGCUGUUAAACAUGCCUUACAACAACAAAAACGUCUUAAUCAUUAUUAUGAUUUAAAAAAUGGUUUAACACCUAAAGCAAGUUAUACAGUUAUAUCAUAUAUUAUUCGUCAAGUAUCAAAUGAUGAAUAUGAACGUUUACUAAAACCAAAAACAUAUAAUCAAAUGUAUAUCGAUUUCGAACAAAAUGAAAAUCGAUUAGCAUAUGAACAAAUUGAAAUGUCAAAUGAAUUAAUUGAACGUGAAAAAUAA
This is a messenger RNA of Rotaria sp. Silwood1, 477 nucleotides long. The record is from the annotation of a GenBank genome assembly. NCBI's taxonomy places the organism in Eukaryota, Metazoa, Rotifera, Eurotatoria, Philodinida, Philodinidae.